UCCUUCAAGUUGGACUUGAGUGGCCAAGUGAAUUAUGCGUUUCUAAGAUCACGCUUUCAUUCGGUUGAAAUUUUCUGGUAGCAAAAAUGAGGGGAACCAGAAAAUCUACGCUUAUGACUCCCGAUCCCUAUCACAUCCCGGGGUAUUGUGGUUACUGUCCACAAUUCAAGUACCAAAUUGGCGAUACAUUCGGCAGAACUACCUCGCAACUUUUGACGACAUCUUCCGUGGCGAGUUCUGGCAAGCCGGUGUUAUCCGACAUCACUCCGCAGCCUCGACCACCGAGAGAUGGUAGACGAGCUCUGAUAGCCACGCGAAGUUUGAAUCUUGGCGAUCAAAAACUGUGCGACGAGAUGGUUCCGAAUUACACGGGUUACAUACCCAAAGGAGAACAUUACUUUGGAAAGCCGUACGCAGACACCUGCCUUAGCGCCAUUGCCAGCUUCCAAGAAGAUCAAGUCAAACACCAUCGGAAAAUCCGCGAUCUUAGAACCAUCGCAGAGCUACAAAGAGGCAAAGAAGUCCCGCAGGAACUUCUUUCCGAUAAAACUCUGAUCAGUACUAAGUACAAGACUCCACUAAAGUCAAUCACAGUGAGGCCAAAAGCCUACUUCUCACCCCAAGCGCUACAGCACUCGCUUUCUCCCUUCAUCAUGAGUAACGACGACCCGAAGAAAUUCCUCAUGUCGGGAUACACCGGAUUUGUCCCGCGGGCUAGGGGUGAAAUGGGCGUGGGAUACCCACUGUUGACGAAUAAAGCGCUAUGUGAGUUCACCAAUGAAAGCGAGCGGCUGAAGCGUGUUAAGGAUCUGCCCGUGACAGUUGUCCGUCCUGAGAUUAAAAUAGUCGACACCAAGCCGAUUUACGUGAAGGAUUCGGGUCAGGUUCCGCACUACACUGGACACGUGCCAGGUGAGAAGUUCCGAUAUGGAAUGACAUUUGGAUACAGUACUAUGAAUGCAGCACCAAAAAAGGCCCUUACAGUGUGAGGACAAUUUUAAGAUGAGCCUGCACUACCGAAACAGUAUGUGUAACGAAGAAAAUUUUAAAGCAUCAUCAUCCGAAUGACAGGAUAUAUCCUACAAGCAUCUGUACAUGUAUAGAGCAAAGCAUUUAUUUUGUAAUCAUGAAGACCAUCAUUAUUCAGAUAUUCUGUUAAUUUUGGUUAAGGUUGAAUAAAAAAAAUCUGCUAGUAAACGA
This is a messenger RNA of Orbicella faveolata, 1200 nucleotides long. Its product is annotated as ciliary microtubule inner protein 2B-like. The record is from RefSeq and is a predicted model, not a curated record. Lineage: Eukaryota; Metazoa; Cnidaria; Anthozoa; Scleractinia; Merulinidae.